Messenger RNA from Thalassophryne amazonica, 1005 nucleotides. It is a transcript of the gene cartl, whose product is annotated as cocaine- and amphetamine-regulated transcript-like. Gene Ontology annotation, biological process: positive regulation of MAPK cascade; adult feeding behavior; G protein-coupled receptor signaling pathway. Bases 482 to 793 code for a protein of 103 amino acids. Lineage: Eukaryota; Metazoa; Chordata; Actinopteri; Batrachoidiformes; Batrachoididae. Gene Ontology annotation, molecular function: neuropeptide hormone activity. The record is from RefSeq and is a predicted model, not a curated record. The transcript has 4 exons.
GAAGACUUACAGCCAUAUCUCGGCCGCGGCCCGUCUGCCUCUUCUGAAGUUGACAUCCUGUCUUCAGUAAAAAGUUUCCAAACAGUCCGGAUACGCUGGCUGCCUGCUGUCCUGAGCACAAACACUUCAAGAAGGUGGGGUAGAGAAAAAGCGGGAAGGACCGUGCGGUCCUCUUCUUCCUCCUGUGCACGGGACUGAUUUCAGACUUUUUUUUUUUCCUCUCUCUCGUCUUCUGCAAACCUCUGUGACGUCACUGGGUGUGUUCUUAAUUCUAAACUACGCGUUUCAGGAAACAGCGCAGCAGCCUCCUGACAAACUGCGCACACAGCCCCCUCUGCUGCCCAUUACGGGUAGCACAAAUGGAGCCGUUUUCAAAGUAAAACUGGCUCGUCCAUCACAGGCUGGACUGUGCUGAUGGUCGUCGGGCGGAGCUCUGAGGUCAUAUAAGAGAGGAGGAGCGAGGACGCGGUCCGUCAGCACCAUGGACAGCGCCGGGGUGCUGCGUGGACUGCUGUGCGCCAGCCUGCUGUGCGUCCUGUGCCACGGACAAACCUCCACGCAAGACUCCGCGGAAGACAGACUGGACCCAGCCGCGGACCAAGACCUGAUGGAUGCUCUGGAGGCUCUGUUGGGCAGGACGCGCAGUCGGAUUUCCAUGACAGAGAAAAGAGGCAGCAUCCCAGUGUGUGGGAUGGGUGACAGAUGUGCCAUGAAGUUCGGGCCCCGCAUUGGAAAGUUGUGCGACUGUGGCAGACGGGCCAACUGCAACUCAUAUCUGCUCAAAUGCAUCUAAACUACUGAGGAUUUUUUCCUUCUGAUGAAGCUUCACGCCUGCAGGAUCUUCAGCAGGCUGCACAGCAUCCAUCAGCCAGACAAGACACCACCAGUUAGUCUGUGAAAGCAUCACGCUUGGACUUCAUAUUGCUGACAGCACUGGCUUUGCACCGUAGAACAUGAAUGUUUCCCUGCACAGCAAACAUCCAUUAUAUCAGUUCUUUAUAUUAU